AUGAAGUUCACCGUUCAACUUGCAUCCUUACUAGCGGCAUUAUAUACCUUGGUGCCGUUGGCCGAGGCAAUAACAGCACCACCAGCACCAGCACUAAAUGUCAAAAAGAGACAUCAAGAAAACUACUACAAAAUGGAUUUCAAUAUUCGUAGAGGAUCAUCGAGAAGCGAUUUAUCCCCCGUUGAAGAUUCUGCGCCAAGGUUGGUGAAAAGAGACGACCCUGAUGGUUCAUUUGAACUAGUCUUGUCUAAUCAGCAAACUUUUUAUAUGGCCGAUUUGUACAUUGGCUCAAACCAAGAGCUAAAUCAAGUUUUGGUUGAUACUGGAAGUUCGGAUUUGUGGGUUAUGUCUCAUGACUUGAGAUGUUUGGCUACAAACUACAAAAAGAAGAGAGACGCUAAAAAUGUAUUUCAGUUUGGUACCGGUGUUCAAUUAGUUCCCGACAGCAUGAUUGACAAAGAGAAGAGAGACGCUAAAAAUGUAUUUCAGUUUGGUACCGGUGUUCAAUUAGUUCCCGACAGCAUGAUUGACAAAGAGAAGAGAGACGCUAAAAAUGUAUUUCAGUUUAGUACCGGUGUUCAAUUGGUUCCUGACAGCAUGAUUGACGAAAAGAGGCAGGAGCAAAACAAUGAGAUUGACAAAAAGAGGCAGGAGCAAAACGAUGAGGAUCAGGAACCAACAAAGGUAGUUAGAGAUGAUGCUAUUUACACAACUAUAUAUUUAACCGGUGGUUCAUUCUUCACUGGUCUCCCAGACUUUUUUUCUUCAUUAUUACCUGGCGGAAGUGGUGGUAGCAGUGGUAGCAGCAGCAGCAGUAGUAGUGGAAGUACAAGUACAAGCACAAGAACCACAAAUUCAGGUGGCACAAACUCUUGUACAUCAAACGGAUCGUUUAAUACUGGAGAUUCAGAUACGUUUGUAAAAAACAAUACAGGCGCAUUUUCUAUUCAAUAUGCUGAUGGGUCACAUGCUAUAGGAAUAUGGGGCUACGAUAAUAUCAGAAUGGGCGAUGUUACUGUAUCAAACGUCUCGUUUGCUGUAGCAAAUGAAACUUCUAGUAAUAUUGGAGUAUUGGGAAUCGGAUUGCCUGGUUUGGAAAGAACUACUGAAUACAAUUACAUGUAUGAAAAUUUACCCAUGAAGUUGAAGUCAGAUGGGAUAAUCAAUAGAGUGGCUUACUCUUUAUAUUUAGCAAAGGCGGAUGACAAGAGUGGUAGUAUUUUAUUUGGGGCAGUUGACCAUGCCAAAUAUGAAGGAUCUUUAGUAACUGUUCCAAUGUUGAGGACUUAUCAAGUAAUCAAUUACCCAGUUAGAUUUGAAGUCGAAGUUUCGAAUAUUGUAUUUAAUAAUAGUGGAAAUACAGAAACAGUAUUGAGUGAUUCAAUUGGUGCUGUUUUAGAUUCUGGUUCAACAUUAUCAUAUUUGCGUCUGGAUCAAAUUAAAGCAGUUGCAAGUCAAUUAGAUGGACAAUACGUAACGAGCGCAGGAUUUUAUUUGGUUGAUUGUGAUUACUUGAACUCAGAUACUACAUUAGAUAUCACUUUUGUCAACAAAACAAUUAGAGUUCCUGUAUCUGAUUUAAUAUUUAGAGUAUCUUCAAGACAAUGUGGGUUGGGACUUUGGGAGCAGUCAUCUGGCUCACCAUACAUUUUGUUUGGUGAUAAUGUCUUGAGAAGCGCAUAUAUUGUUUAUGAUUUGGAAAACUAUGCAAUUAGUUUGGCACAAGCUUAUUAUACAGACGAGGAAGAUGUUGAAGUUAUUACAGAUUCAGUUCCAUUACCAGGUGGUCAAAAUUCAACCAGUGUUGGUGGUGGAAGCAGUUCAUCAUCAUCUUCUUCUUCUUCAUCGGGAAACAGACAAAGUUUAGCUGUAACCUAUCAAAUCUCCUUUAUUUCAUUAAUAUUUGGGUUCAUCAUCACGAUAAGUAUUAUAUUAUAG
This is a messenger RNA of Lodderomyces oxycetoniae, 1938 nucleotides long. It is a transcript of the gene SAP9, whose product is annotated as aspartyl protease. NCBI's taxonomy places the organism in Eukaryota, Fungi, Ascomycota, Pichiomycetes, Serinales, Debaryomycetaceae. The transcript has a single exon. Bases 1 to 1938 code for a protein of 645 amino acids. Gene Ontology annotation, molecular function: aspartic-type endopeptidase activity. The record is from RefSeq and is a predicted model, not a curated record. Gene Ontology annotation, biological process: proteolysis.